UUUCCCGAUCUACGUCUGCGCGUGUCGGCCGGGUCUAUAAAAGCGACGCAGGGCGUCGCGACGGCUCCAGACGCGACAUACGCGCAUAACUGAAAAUGUGACAUCGAGGGAGGGAUAGAGAUUUUAUCGUCACCAUCGUUGACAGAUCAGUCGAAAAAUUUGUGUGAAAAGUCGAGAAGACGUCGAGGCCAUCGCCGGGGAUAAUUGGCUCGAGACGAGAUUCCAAUCGAUCGUUUCGUUUUUUUUUUUUUUGCGUAUUCGUUCGGUCGGGUUCGUUUCAGUGAACGGUACAAUUCAGUGAACAUGUAGAACGUCGAAGGGACACGUAUACAGAAGCAGAAGAGGAAGAAGAAGGAGAGGAGGAGGAAGAAAACGAGCGUUUUGUGAAAGUUGAAAGCGACGUCGAAAACUCGGUGAAUUGAUCGAAACUUGGAAUUUGUGCGUCGAUUCGUCAUUCCGCAGACACACCUUUCUCGCUCGUUCGCAAGGAUUACCGCAAUCGUUAUGAAACUUCACGAGAAAAAGGAGUCCGGGAUACACAGAGUGCAGGAGAUUCCUUUGGAGGAAUUGGAGCUCUCGAAAGAGUACGAAGUGGAGAAGACCCUCGGAGAGGGGAGUUUCGCCAAAGUGUUGUUGGCCACCCAUCGAGCCACGCGAACGAGGGUCGUUCUGAAAGCCGUCCACCAAGAGCUGACCACGGAGAAGGACUUUUUCCGCGAGUUUCACUACUCGUAUCACUUGAGCCCGCAUCCGAAUAUCCUGUGCUCGUACGCGGUCGCGUUCAAGGCGGAGAAGUGUUUCGUGUUCGCCCAGGAAUACGCCCCUUACGGGGAUCUCGCAGGGAACGUGAGGGCAGGGGGCUUGAGCGAGGAAGCCUGCAAAAGGAUCGCAAGUCAGCUUUGCUCCGCGCUCGACUUCAUCCACUCGAAGCAGCUCGCCCAUCGGGACAUCAAGCUGGAGAACGUGCUCGUGUUCGCCCUCGACAUGUCGAAGAUCAAGCUGUGCGAUUUCGGGUGCACGAGGCGCGAGGGGACCCUGGUCAACAAGAUCAGAUGCACCUGGCUACCCUUUCAACCGCCCGAGAUCUACGAGAUAGUGAAGAACGAGAGAUACGCGUGCAAGAGGAGCGCCGACUGCUGGCAAUUCGGGAUCGUUCUGUUCGUCUGCCUGACGGGGAAUCCGCCGUGGCAAACCGCCGACCUCAUACAAGAUCCCGAAUACUCGGCCUUCCAAAGAUGGCUGAAGAGAAGGACGACCAAAGUACCCCCCUCGUUCAGACGGUUCACGCCCAGGUUGCUGCGAUACUUCAGGAGAACGUUCGAGCACAAGCCCGAGAAGAGGCCGCACGUGACCGAAAUCAACAAAUACUUGAAAGACUCGUGGUGCGUGAACAAGAUCAGCCACAGCGCUACGUCCACGUUGGUGGACGCCAGCGAGGGUGUAGCGAGGAGGGCGGACAGUUUGCUGUACCUCGACACGAUCCUCGAUGAUCAACGGAACGUGGACGAGAACAAGAACAAGUUGAGGAAGCUGCUCAACAGUUACGGGCUCGAGACGACGAUCGAUCAGAAGGUUGUCACGAAAAGGAUCUGGGAGUGGGUGAUGCAGUGCGACUCGAACAUAGCCGAACCGGCGUUCGUGGGUAGUUUCGGGACAGAGAGUAUGUGAGGGAUGGUCAAAGCUUCUAGCGAACCUUGCCUUAGAAGCGAACGUCAGAAACGAAAGUAUAGUUUCGGUGGGUUCGACGCUGCCCGCGAGGGAAACGCGCCACCCUCUUCCCUAUGUGCCAAACCAACGUUCGAAAGAACGGCGACGAACUCACCUUCGAUCCUUCAUUAGAAACAAGAGGAAAAGGUGCAUCGUCCCUUCCGUGCCGUCGUCCACUCGCCUUUCACUUUCCAAUACCAAAUUCGAACGCGCUUUACCGUGAUAUGGACGUGAAAAUGUGUGAUAACUCCCCUCCCCUCUUUACUGUCUCUUUUAUUAACGUAUCUCUUCUCUUCCACCCUCAACGUCCACAACUCACGCUCUCACCUACUCCGAUCCAUCUUUCUCUGAUCCACGUCAUUUCCCUCAAAGCUGCAUCAAUCUUCUCUACGAGCGGACCAAUUAUCGACAAAUGUAUGUGCGUAUAUUUAUUAUCGCGUACAAACAUCUUUCGUACGCUUCCUCCCGCGUGGAAGACCCUCGAGACGAGAAUUGCCUAAAGACUGUACGAAAAAAAAAAAAAAAAGUUGAGUGCGAUGAAUGCGAGAGAUAACAGGGGCGAUCCUGAAUACGAAACGAAUGUGAUAGAAAACGAAAAAAGAAAAAAAGAAAAAAAAGAAAAAAAAAGAAAAAUUAUGACUGGGGCGAAUGCGAGCGUAAAUGCGAAAUCGGUGUUUUCGGUGUCGACUAUAGAGACAAUAAUGACUGCGGAUUUCCUAAUAAUUUAUUACAUUAUGAUAAUUAUAAUAAUAGUUUAAAACGAAACGGUAACCGGUAGAGAUCACUGUACGAGGCCUUGCGUGAAAUCGAGGAUUUCGUUCCGUCGUGCAAUCGUAAGAGGAAACACGUUCUAAACGUUCACCGCGAAAAAUGGAGCGAAAAAUUUGGGAGAAAAAAAAAACUCGAAUAGAGAUUAAUUCGGUAUUUAGCGUCGUUAAGCGAUAUAGCGUAUGCAUAAACAUAGCGCGCAUAUAUUCUUUUAGCAAUUUAUCGGUAGAAGGAGAGAACAUAUAGAAAUCGAUCGAUGGUACAUAAUUUGGUAGAGCUACCUUACCACGAAACAGCAGGCUAUACACACGCAGUGACGCGUAUUCUUCCCCCCACGUAAUGCGAAAUUUGUAAUUGAUAAAAUUGUGUUAUGUAGAAUCAAGUUGGUGGAAACGAGGAAGAGGAAAACGAAAAGGGAAGAAAUAUGCAACAACAACGCGUUGGGCCUCCGUUAUCGCGAAACAAUGUUUUCUAUAUAAAUGAUAUCGAAAUAAACGCAUUAAAUAUAAACAAAAUUGCAACAUAGUCUAUGAUAGUAUUCUCUCGGGUCAGCCUCUCUUUUUCAACAUCUUUUAAAAAAACUGAUAAAACUUAUUAUUCUUUCGCAGCGAAAGAAAGAAGGAAAAACUGCUCGAACGGUUCAACAAACGAGACCGUUCGCUGCUUGAACGAAUUUAUUUUUUUCAAGGAAAAAAGAGUUAUCAAAAUAUGUCUGACUUUACAUUUUCAUUGCGAUAUAUAUUUUCCGCGAUGUUUUUUAAUUACGAGCGAAAUAUCUACUAUCUAUAUAUAUAUUCAUAUUUAAAUACGUGAAACAUUUUUCUUUUUUCUUGUCCUUCAAUCUCGCGUCUCAAAUGGAAAAGAGAGCAACUAAAAGGACCAUCGAGGAAUACUUGACCUUUGACCUUUUUUCUUUUCCUUUUCCCGAAUCCGCGAGUUUCGCAGCCAUCACGAACGUGCUACUUGUCCGAUUUGACACACCCUUGACCUGCGAAACACCUAUUUUUCUAGAGUUGUCGACUGUUGUCGACUUAUUUUCUAUAUAUCUAAUCGUCCAGUUCUUAAAAGCGAGUAAAAUCACGUAUUCUCUUUCUCGAUAGGAGUCAACAAAAAUAAUUAAAAAAACAUUCUUUUUUACGAGCAUCGAUAUCUGAAUUUAUAAAUGUGCGUUUAACGUGCACGGAUUUCAUCGUGCUGUUAAAAAUGAAAUCACAAAAUUUAUUAUACGAUUUUAGAGAAGAGCGAAAGAUUCGAGGAAUCGUUGACGAUAAUAUUUCGAAAACUGUUCGUUUCGACAUAAACAAAAUAAUAAUUUUGCUAGAAAAAUUUUCGUAAAUAUUAUUACGUAUCUAUUAUUGAUAUAAGAAGAGGUAGAUUAAGAAACGUCAAACUUUUACUACUACUACUAUUACUACUACUACUAACAUGUAUUCGUCUUUUAUCCGUAUACGAUGGGUAUUUUGGGUUCGCGCGCUACUAUUUCCGCGCAUCGCGCGUUUAUUCUGAAUCGUUUGCUUUCCCAAGUUACGUACUUCUACAACAUGCGAACAUAUCUACCUCGUGUGAAAACAUGCGUACGUCUAUAUGUACAGCUAUAAUAAUAUAGAAUGAAAAAAAAAUCGCGAUAGAAAAAUAUACUCGAAUCUAUGAUAUAAAUAUAAAUAUUCUUUUCGUCACAGGUAUAAAUCAUGAUAACGAUUCAUAUGUAAAUAAUGUGAACAAUUUUAAAAUAUCAAAGCAUACGUAUAAGCGUAACAUUGCGAUAAUACCGAGACCGUGAAUUUGGAAACAGAGAGGAAGAGAAAGAAAGUUGAGACAGCGGACGGCUCGUCGCCGAGUAUCUCGUCAUCGAUCCUCCGGUCCAACAGCCCGACGUCUAUUUUCAUACAGGCUAACCUAUUUAUAUGUACGGACAAUGUUCCACUUUUAUCGGCCGAUGAGAACAGCAAGCAACCGCGCGUCACAUCGUGUCGGAACUCGAUAUAUCGCGUAGAUUGCUCUUCAGAGUACCGAACAAAUCUGCAUCGUGCUAUUUCACGAGUUAACUGGUACCACGUGCUUAUAUACAUUAUACUUAUAUGCCCCCUACCGCUAACACGCCUUCAUGUUUUACGAUCUCCCUUUUGAUUUCUUGACGUCAAAGAAGCGCUCUCGGAACGAUAACGUUGAAUAUCAGGAAGAAAAGAUUCGACAAAUAUACGAAUUGAAAAUUAUUUGGAAGAAACAUUUUAAAAGUGAAACGAUUACUUACCAAAUUACAAGUUAUUUUACUGAAAACUCCGCUGAACAUUCUAUAUUUUCUUGCGAGUUUGGGAAUGUCUUCCAUAGCCUGUCAAAUUCAUCGAUGAAUGGCUUCACUAACAAAUGUUGAUUAGUCACUAUUAUGUGAUCGAAAUUGCCAAAAAAAGCAGACAUUGUCCAAUUCGUGCUACCAGUGAUUAAUAUGUCAUUAUCCACGAUCGCGAACUUAUGAUGCAUUAAACCAACGUAAUAUUCUAAUCUAAUUGUGACCCCUAAAACGCAAAUAAUUUCAAAAUUCUAAGAAAAAAAUUAAUUUAAAUAUCGUUAAUAAUAAAGAAUUGAAAGUUAUUGAAGUGUAUCUAAUGUAUAUAAUAAUAAUAAUAAAUAUACAAUAAUUAUUUUUCA
Apis cerana (Asiatic honeybee) is the source of this 5121-nucleotide messenger RNA. RefSeq names its product serine/threonine-protein kinase meng-po (gene meng). NCBI's taxonomy places the organism in Eukaryota, Metazoa, Arthropoda, Insecta, Hymenoptera, Apidae. Gene Ontology annotation, biological process: protein phosphorylation. Gene Ontology annotation, molecular function: ATP binding; protein serine/threonine kinase activity. The record is from RefSeq and is a predicted model, not a curated record.